AUGGCUGCUCCUAAGCCAUGGGAAACUUCAAUACCAAUGUCAAAUCAGCCAAUGCCAAUAUCAUUCGAUACAAUAAAUAAUGGUAUAGUACCAACAAUUGAAAAUUCACGAACACAAAUUUUAGCACCACCACCACCACCACGAACUAUUCAACAACAAUAUAAUCUUUAUCCAUCAACAAAUUAUUUAAAUCCAUAUUCAUUAGGACCAUAUCAACAAAGUAAUUUUUAUAAUAAUUAUCGUUUAACACCAUAUGGUACACAAUCAAAUAUACCUGUUAGUAAUUUUGCACAAUUAGCUAUUGAUGAAUCUCGUACAGCAUUUUCAUCAAUUGAAUCUAUAAUACAAACAUUUCGUUCAAUAUCAUUAAUGCUUGAAUCAACAUUUACAAGUGUUUAUUCAUCAUUUCGUGCUGUAACUGAUGUAUUAGAUCAUUUUACACGUAUAAGACAUGAAAUUUCAACUAUAUAUCCAUUUGUAUUAAUAUGGAAAUUUUUAAAAUAUAUUUAUUAUCGUUUAUUACGUUUAUUACAUUUACGACAAACAACAUCAGAAGAAACAUGGACAACUAUAUAUAAUAAUUUACAACAAAAUACAAGAAAUAUAAAUGAACAAACAACAGGAUCAUCAAGUUUACUUGUUGCUUUAUUUUUUAUUGUUUCAUUAGGUACACCAAUGUUAAUGUUAAAAUUUAUUAAUUCUAUUAUUAAAAAACGACAAACUGCUAAUAAUAGUUGGUUAGAACAAGAAAAUAAUCAAGCACAAGUUAUAGCAUUAUAUGAUUAUGUAGCUCGAAAUUCUGAUGAAUUAUCAUUUUCACGAGGAACAACUAUUUAUUUAGCACCAAUUAGUUUACAAUCGACAAGUUCUCAUUGGUUUUUGGGUACAAUUGAUCGUAUUCAUACUGGUUUAAUACCAGCUAAUUAUGUUCAACCAGUUCGACAAUCAACAAAUUCAAGUAUAACUCUUCGUCCACAGACACCUUAUAAUGCUACAUCAACUUCUCCUAUCCCUUCUCCAUCAACAUCUUCAUCUAAUGUUACCAAUAUUCCACAAUCAACUUUACAGGCAGAAGAAAAACCUACAUUAUCAUGA
Messenger RNA from Rotaria sp. Silwood1, 1095 nucleotides. Lineage: Eukaryota; Metazoa; Rotifera; Eurotatoria; Philodinida; Philodinidae. The record is from the annotation of a GenBank genome assembly.